UUACAUUUACAUGAUUUGCUCAAUCAGUUGAUAUUAAUUACAGAUAAAUUAUUUUAUGUCAUAUCACUUAAUCAGGCAUAGCCAAAGACACGACAGCCCUCAUCAACUUCCCUACUGUCAGCUUUCCUACACACUGGCCAGGUGACAUGUGACGUGCCUUCAUGUCUCCUGAGGUUGUGGGUUAUGGUCCAAACUAAGCCGUUGGGUGACCAAAACAUCACACAUAAUAUAUUUUCCCAAUAAAAUUCAUAGAAUUUGAGAAAAUGUCCCUUUCUCUCAUAUCUAACUAUCAGGAAGGCUAAAGGACAGGCCACAGCAACAUACAAUUAUGUCAUAAAUUACAUCAUUUUGUGCUCACUUGUGUAUGUUUUCGUGCUUUUGUGUGCAGAGAGACUUCGGGGAGGGGAGUGGCUGUCAGUAACUCAGGGAUAAAUAGAGAGGCAGAGCUCAGAGUUUGACAGAAGGCAGACCUGACAGGAUCAAGCACAGGACCAAGCAGGAGCAGGAGGACAUCAGCAUUUAGAUUUUUUAUUACAAAUGGAGGAACACAAAGAUGAUCAAUAUUGUUUUCAAGACAGAAACUCUUCUUGCAGAAAGGCUUUGCUAUCGACAUCUAUCUACAUAACACUGUACAUCUUUUUCUCGUUGAUUUCAGCAGUUACAGUAUUGUUGAACCUACUGGUGAUCAUCUCCAUCUCUCACUUCAAGCAGCUCCACACUCAAACCAACCUGCUUAUCCUCUCUCUGGCUGUGUCAGAUUUCCUGGUGGGACUGAUUGUGAUACCAGUAAUGACUGUAGCAAUAAUUGAACCAUGCUGGAGUUUUGGGGAAUAUUUCUGUGUGUUUCUUCUCUACAUUAAUUGUUUGUGUACUUCUUUAUCUCUGGGCAGUUUGGUCUUGAUAUCUAUUGACCGCUAUGUUGCUGUCUGUGAUCCCUUAUUGUACCACUCUAAAAUAACAAUAACAAGAGUGAUGUGUUGUAUAUUCAUUACCUGGUGUUGUUGUAUCAUAUACGAUGCUGCUAUUAUAAAAGACAUUGUAAAUGUACAGGUACCGAGUAGGUGCUUGAGUGAAUGUUUUACUGGUGAAGGAUAUAUGUGGGGCAAUAUAAUUGACUUCGUAAUUACAAUGGUUGUCCCGUGCUCUAUUAUUAUAACACUUUAUAUGAAAAUCUUUGUGGUGGCCAGAUCACAGGCCAGAAAGGUAUUUUCAAAACAGGCUGCCAGAGUGUCUGGUGUUAAAACUGUACAGGCAAAUAAGUCUGAGAGAAAAGCAGCAAAAACUCUGUCUAUUGUUGUUUUCACCUAUCUAAGUUGUUGGAUUCCAUUUCUAUUUUCUUUUUUGUUUUUUUCUUUCUUAAGUGACAAUUUAUUAUCAUUCAUCAUCAGCUUUCUGCCACUUGCUAAUUCCUUAAUUAAUCCAAUAAUUUAUGCUUUAUUUUAUCCAUGGUUCAAAGUGACAGCUAAACGUAUUUUAUCUCUGAAGUUAAGGUGUUCAUAGUACCUAUAUUUUUAUUUCCCAGUUUGAAAAACAUAGUUAUGUUACACAAUUGUUCCCUGACAAUACAGAGAUGAAUGUGGUGUUGAUACAGAAUGAUUUGUCUAGAUUGGACUGGAAUGACUUGGAAAACGUAUAAGAAACCAUAAGCUUGUUUUAUAAAAUACAUUGUAGUCAUUGUGGGUUGUACAUUCCAAAAACCAAAGUCUGUUGUUCCAUGUUAUUUAAUAAUAAAUAAUAUGUAAGUAUUCUAAAAGUACAUUUUGAGAACGAGUCAUUAUGUAUAUUGUUUAACAUCACCCUCUAGUGGCUCGAUUGUUACACAACACCUUUAACAAGUGUACUGAAUUUUAAAUGUUCAAUACUGCAUGAUAUCAGACAACGUCCAAGUCUAUCUCAAUGGCGUAUGUAAGUAGUUGAGGGUAAAAUGCACAAAUAUGCAGUUGUGUACCACUACAAUGUUCAGUAAUAAACCAUUUGAAAGGCAUUUACAGUUUGCUCACCAUUUAUUAUUACGCACACAUUUGUUAAAUGUUACUCACCUGGGUAUUAUGACACGUAUUAAUGACUACAAAAUGCAUUAUUGAAUCAACUCAACAGUGCAGGUUAUGAACACUACCACUACUCUCACUACCACUACUCUCACUACAACACUGCUGCCAGGUCAGGGGUCACACCAGAGCAGCUCUCUCAGAAGCAUAAUAAUAAUGAUUUAUAAAUAAAAUAUAAUAUAAUAAUAAAUGUUAAUCACCUGGGUAUUAUGACAUGUAUAAAUGACUACAAAAUGCAUUAUUGAUUCAACUCAACAGUGCAGGUUAUGAACACUACCACUACUCUCACUACCACUACUCUCACUACAACACUGCUGCCAGGUCAGGGGUCACACCAGAGCAGCUCUCUCAGAAGCUGUUUAGUGUGAAUGAAUAUAGUGAUUGGGUAACACACUAAAUAAUUCAUAAUGGAUAAGUAUAAUGUUUAUUCAUAACUUAUUUAUCAUUACUCCUGCAUCUGUUUUAGCAAGCUAGUUCAUCACACAUUUAUAAACAACUUUCAUAGUAUUUAAUAAUGAUUUAUAAGGUCAUUCAUCAGAUGUUUAAUACAUGUUCUUAUAAACCAUUUAAUAAUCAUUAGUAAAGUAGUUUUGCAUCUAAAGUGAGAACUAUUCAAUCGGUCUUAAUACUUUAUAAAUGUCAUUUCUCACAAAAAGAUGGACACAUAUUGGAAUCAUGGAGUUUUGGGGAAUAUUUCUGUGUUUUUCAAUUCUACAAUACUUGUUUGUGUACUUCUUUAUCUCUGGGCAAUUUGGUCUUGAUACCUAUUGAGCGCUAUGUUGCAUGUGUGUGAUCCCUUGUUGUACCACUAAAAUAACAAUAACAAGAAUGAUGUGUUGUUUUUCCAAUACCUGGUGUUGGUUUAUUAUAUACGAUGCUGCUAUUAUAUUUAAAAAAACAUUGUAAAUGUACAGGUACCCAGUAGGUGUUUGAAAUAAUGUUUUAUUGUUGAAGGAAUAAGCUGGGGUAAUAUAAUUGACCUUGUAUUUACAA
Molecule: messenger RNA, 3041 nt
Organism: Oncorhynchus kisutch (coho salmon)
Lineage: Eukaryota; Metazoa; Chordata; Actinopteri; Salmoniformes; Salmonidae
Product: trace amine-associated receptor 13c-like
Exons: 1
Coding region: 538-1500 (320 amino acids)
Biological process (GO): G protein-coupled receptor signaling pathway
Cellular component (GO): membrane
Molecular function (GO): trace-amine receptor activity
Source: RefSeq, a predicted model, not a curated record